CUCCUAUGUUGCAGCGUGAUGUUUGGUGGACUAUAUGAAAUAAUGACGGUGAUUGCGCUCCAUACGCCUGAACACAGGUGUAAAAUUCCCGGACUGGAAAAUGACACUUACAAUGUACAAAGUAGCUACCAUCUGGAACUUGUCAACAAUUACAUACCACCGUCAGCAGAUGAAACCACCCUUGAUUAUGACCGAUGCCAUAUGUACUUAUUUAAUGCCAGUGAUGUUAUAUUUGACAAAUCCAGUAAACCUGUCAACGCUUCUCUCGUUAAAUGCACGGAAUGGGUUUACAGCAACUCCUUGUUUGAUGAAACCUUUACCUCCAAGUUCAACAUUGUUUGCGAUAGGACUCGCCUUGUGCCGCUGUGCAAGUCAUUGUUUGUUGUUGGAAAGUUCCUGGGGUCUUUUCUGUUUGGUCGACUUUCUGACCAAAUUGGUCGUAAAACGACGCAUUGCUCAGCUUUGAUGUUGAUGUUCGGUCUGACGUUUGGAAUGUCUUGGUCGUCCUCCUACGCGGUGUUCACUAUCAUUAUAACAGCAAUUGGUGCCGCCACACAGGGAAUCUUCGGCGUAGGUUUCAUCUUGGGUGUUGAAUUGGUUGGGCCAUCAAAAAGAAAAUACGCUGCCCUGUUUCUCCAAGAUUUCUUUUCACUCGGUGUGGUAGUUCUGUCUGGCGUAAGUUUCUUUGUCAGACACUGGCACUACAUCAACAUUGUUUGUUCCGCUCCAGCUCUUCUGUUUGUCCUGUACUGGUGGCUGCUCCCUGAAUCACCUCGUUGGUUGAUAAGUAAACACCGAAUGGAAGAGGCCAACGUCAUUCUUCAAAAGACAGCCAAGGUUAAUAAGAGGAACGUAAUGAUUACCCGACUGUAUAGGAAUGUAGAGAGUAAGGUCCAAGCACCAACCGGCAAUUUGUUUCAGUUUCUCUUCUCAAGAGGCGUUCUUUCUCGAGCGCUCAUUCUAUUUUUCAAUUGGUCAGUCGUUAACAUGACGUACUAUGGACUCUCACUUAAUGCUGGAAACAUGAAAGGAAAUUUCUUUUUGAAUAUAUUUUUAGCAGGAUUGAUAGAAAUUCCAGCGAUAAUCAUGGUCAGUUUUUGUGUGGAUCGGGCUGGACGGAAACGAGUUUAUAGUUUAAGCAUAAUACUUGCAGGAUGUGCGUGUGCGUCAUCAAUGCUUGUCAUGUUGUUUCUCCAGCCAGAAAAUCCCAUCAUCGUCAUAGCUGCUGCCAUGGUUUGUAAAUUUUUCGCAUCAGCCGCAUAUAAUACCAUAUAUUUGUUUUCAUCGGAAUUGUUUCCGACUAUGACAAGAAACGCGGGUAUGGGUGCGAGUGCAUGUGCAGCACGAUUAGGUGGAAUCAUGGCACCAUAUGUUGCAGAUGCGACAAUUUUGGUAAGCGGAAAGGUCGGACAAAUUCUGCCGUUUGGAGUUUUCGGGAUGCUUUCCAUAAUGGCAGGAUUAUCAUCCAUAUAUUUGCCGGAAACAAGGGAUGCAAUCUUACCGGAAACAAUUGAAGACGGGAAACGUUUUUGGAAAUGCCGGGCGGAUCAGGAAACAAGGGACAUAGAAACUCCAGAAUGCAAAGACAAUUCAGAAGUAAACAGCGGAUAUUCAGCUGAAAUGGAAAUGACAAGAUUCUAA
Molecule: messenger RNA, 1641 nt
Organism: Ylistrum balloti
Lineage: Eukaryota; Metazoa; Mollusca; Bivalvia; Pectinida; Pectinidae
Product: organic cation transporter protein-like
Exons: 10
Coding region: 19-1641 (540 amino acids)
Biological process (GO): transmembrane transport
Cellular component (GO): membrane
Molecular function (GO): transmembrane transporter activity
Source: RefSeq, a predicted model, not a curated record